This is a messenger RNA of Humulus lupulus (European hop), 661 nucleotides long. RefSeq names its product prefoldin subunit 1. The record is from RefSeq and is a predicted model, not a curated record. Gene Ontology annotation, cellular component: prefoldin complex; cytoplasm. The coding region runs from base 84 to 473 and encodes 129 amino acids. The transcript has 6 exons. Gene Ontology annotation, molecular function: protein folding chaperone. NCBI's taxonomy places the organism in Eukaryota, Viridiplantae, Streptophyta, Magnoliopsida, Rosales, Cannabaceae. Gene Ontology annotation, biological process: protein folding.
AUUUUCAACUUCUAACUCAUCUUCUUCUUCGUUUUCUUCUUUUUCUUUUUGUUGUUCUUUCUCGUUUCCAAGUUUGAACAACAAUGGCUGACGAAAGUAACAGGACCGCUUUUUUGGAGCUUCAAGGUCGGAUGAUAGAGAUCUCCGCAAAACUGAAGCAGGUGCAGAACCAGUUGCGCGGCAAAGAAGGUGAAAAGAAGCGAGCUUUCUUGACCUUGGAGGAGCUUCGCCAAGUGUCCGAUGACACAAAUACCUACAAAUCAAUUGGGAGAACGUUUGUUUUAGAGCCUAAGUCGUUUUUAAUGAAUGAACUGCAAGCGAAGCUUCAGGAUAGUGAGACUGCAAUUGCCUCACUCACGACCUCUAGGGAUUAUUUGGAGAAACAAAGAGUCGAAGUGGAGACUAACUUGAGGGAGUUGUUAAGCCAAGAUCCUGGCCUUGCUCGUCAGAUUAUGUCCAUGACUGUUAUGUGAUACUGACCUUGUACCUUAUUUUAUUUGUAAAACUACAAGUGUUUGAACCACCAAUUUCUUAUCUUUUUAUGCUCUUCAAUUAUAGUGUUUGAUAUCUAGUCGUACCUAUUGUCCUUCAGUUUCAUUUGGCUGUCAAUUUCUAAAUUGAAUAUGCUGGAAAGAUAUUUCAAUAUGGCUAGUUUGCUUUA